AUGGGUUCUACAAUCACGGACUACUGGGAUCAUCUUGACCCAGUCAGUGGCAACUAUACCCGGCUAUCUACAAAUGAAUGGAUCAUCACGGGUCGCAUCGACGCUGAAGCUGGCCAGAACUUCACCUCAUGGCAGGACUAUUUCGGACCAGCCAGUACCUACCACGACGAUAGCUUCACGAAAACAGAGCAAUUCAAUCUCACUAGCGAGAUCUUUGGCUUGGAGGCACUCGGUAUGGUGGUAGACGGCUCGGAAACGUCACAAGCGGCUUUCGCGGCCGAGGACAUUAUGAUUCUCAGCGACGGUCUCUGCUCAUCGGCAUGUGCCCUCUUCAUGGAAAUGAUGCACCACGAAGCCGGUGUACGCACGGUGGUAGCAGGGGGUCGACCUAGCUAUGGGCCGAUGCAGUCACCAGCGGGCACUCGCGGCGCCUUGGGAUAUUCACAUUCUAGAAUGGACACCGAUAUGAAACUGGCAAAAGACCAGGACCCCUCCCUAGGAGGCCGACUGCCCGACCGAACACUCGAUUACUACCUCACCUACGCGAGCGUCAAUCUCCGUGACCAGGUGCGUCAGGACGACAGUGAACGAACACCCCUCCAAUUCCUCUACCAGCCAGCCGACUGUCGCAUUUUCUACACGCCACAAACCUGGUAUAACUUCACCAACCUGUGGAACCACGCCGCAGACGCCAUAUGGCAUAAUCCCGCGCUUUGCGUUCUGAAUUCCACUUCUAAAUCCACGCGACAAGUUCCGCCCCCUCCGCCUCCACCCCCAUUCAAGCCUCUUCCUCCGCCUGACAAGACGGUAGAUGCAGAUCAUGCUGCAUCCCACUCGUCAGUUGAUAUCGAAGAUCCGUCGAACGAUAUUCUUGGAGGCUCGCCACCUGUCAGGGACAUUCAAGGCAUGAAAUGCAAGCGGGACAGUGAUUGCAAGGGCGGAGGCCGUUUCGUCUGUCGCGAAAUUUGGGGAUGUCCUGAUGGCUUCCCUGAAUUAUUCUUCCAAUGUACUUCGAAGUGUUCCUUCUCUAAGAUAUAUAAGACCUGCCAAUGUCAAAGGCUACAGAGAUACGACAAUCGACAGACAUACGACGAUCGACAGACAUACGACGAUCGACAGACAUACGACGAUCGACAGAUAUACGACGAUCGACAGACAAAUAACAAUCCUCGAAUUGGAUACACCCGGUUUGAACAUCCCGGCUACUGCCAGCCGUUCCUUGAUCGGUGCGAUAUUGGCUGCGGUAUCUCGGACCAUUACGCCAAGUAA
Penicillium paradoxum is the source of this 1269-nucleotide messenger RNA. RefSeq names its product Interphotoreceptor retinol-binding. NCBI's taxonomy places the organism in Eukaryota, Fungi, Ascomycota, Eurotiomycetes, Eurotiales, Aspergillaceae. Bases 1 to 1269 code for a protein of 422 amino acids. The record is from RefSeq and is a predicted model, not a curated record. The transcript is spliced from 3 exons.